UACAUUGCAAUCGAAGAGUUAGCGAUACUUUUUGUUUCUUCAAUUUUAGGGUUCACGGCAGGAGGAAAUUGGGGAAAGACGAAGAUGGUUGGAGAUCGUUUCUCGAAGAUGGCACAUUUCAUUCCAUGCCAUAAGACGGAUGAUGCAAACAACGUGGCUGAUUUGUUCUUCAAGGAGAUCGUGAGGUUGCAUGGAAUGCCACGUACCAUUGUGUCUGAUCGAGAUGCAAAGUUUCUAAGCUACUUUUGGAAGACAUUGUGGAGUAAACUCGGCACAAAGCUUCUGUUUUCAACACUUGUCAUCCUCAAACGGAUGGACAAACUGAAGUGGUCAAUCGUACUCUAUCCCAAAUGCUACGAGCUGUGAUCAAGAGCAACAUCAAAACUUGGGAAGAUUGUCUACCACAUGUCGAGUUUGCAUACAAUCGAGCUGUGCAUUCAACCACAAAGCAUUCACCUUUCGAGCUCGUGUAUGGGUUCAAUCCACUUACACCAUUGGAUUUGACACCUCUGCCCUUGAAGGAACAAGUUAACAUGGAUGGAGCAAAGAAGGCUGAAUUUGUGAAAAAUCUCCACGAGAAGGCAAGAUUGAACAUCGAGAUGAGGAUGGAGCAAAUCAUGAAGAACGUCAAUCGCAAUAGGAAGCCUCGAUCAUUUGAAGUUGGAGAUUGGGUAUGGGUGCACUUGAGAAAGGAAAGGUUUCCUCAUCAAAGGAGAUCCAAGCUGUUACCUCGAAGUGAAGGUCCCUUCCAAGUUAUUUCGAAGGUUGGAAACAAUGCCUACAAAAUCGAUUUGCCAAGAGAGUAUGGGAUAAGUGCAACCUUCAACGUUUCUGACCUUGCACCAUAUUUGGAGGACAAUUCGGAUUUGAGGUCAAAUCUUUUUCAAGGGGGAGGGACUGAUGAGGUCAUCAAAACCAAGUCCAUUUCGUCACAAGAAGGGCCAAUUACACGUCUACAAGCAAAGAGGUUAAGGGAGGAGUUUGCUGUCUAUUUGGAUCGUCACUUUGCUCAAAUGGACGUGGAUCAUCAUCAUGGGAAGACCAUUACAUUGCUACAACUCGUGGACCAACAUGAAGGAAAAAUGGGCUUGGAAGGAGAAGAUGAUUCGACUAAGGAAGAGGAGGGGAGUCUCAAGUGUGAAAAGGAUCAAGGUGGGAAAGGAAUCAAAGGUGGGAACACAAGGGAAUGCUAGAACCUAGGGAGUUGUUGACCAAGUCUUUUACUUGUCUUUUAAGGAUUGUGUUUUCCUUUUACUUGUCUUUUAAGGAUUGCGUUUUUUUCUUUUACUUGUAGCUUUUGUUUUUAAUUUUCAGCUUUGGAUUUGUGUUAGCUAGUCUAUAAAUAAGAGGCUGAGUUCCUCAUUGUAACUCAUUCAAUUAUCAAUCAAAAUUCAAGUUACAA
Messenger RNA from Linum trigynum, 1402 nucleotides. NCBI's taxonomy places the organism in Eukaryota, Viridiplantae, Streptophyta, Magnoliopsida, Malpighiales, Linaceae. The record is from the annotation of a GenBank genome assembly.